Vombatus ursinus (common wombat) is the source of this 867-nucleotide messenger RNA. RefSeq names its product testis expressed 47 (gene TEX47). The record is from RefSeq and is a predicted model, not a curated record. The transcript has a single exon. Lineage: Eukaryota; Metazoa; Chordata; Mammalia; Diprotodontia; Vombatidae. Bases 1 to 867 code for a protein of 288 amino acids.
AUGAAUGUUCAAAGGAGAAAAAACUCACAGACACAUAACGAACGCCACUGGGACCAUGGGACCCACCGUGGAUCCCAACAUGUCCCCCAGGGGACUCUAGGUAGCUCAAAACAACUUUCUCACCACCACCAUCAAAAGCAUGGGGGACGGCAUGAUCAGCACAUAAUGAUUCCGCAAGCUCCACGAAAAAAUUACCUUCAUUUUCUGGAAGAGAAACGAAGAUUACAGUUCAAGAAAUUCCUCCUCCACAGAAUGUUUCUUGUGGCCAAGAUAUCAGCAAAUGCAGAUAAGAAAAAAAUUACUGAGUACUUUGAGCAACUAUAUCAACAUAUAUUCAAGUGUCACGUGGGAGAAAACGUGACUGGGAUCAUCCUUAUCUAUCCUACGACCACUCUCCUUGUCAUUGAGAGCUCCACUGGGACUCUUUACCGACUUCUUCAAGACUACGUUUCUCAUGAAGAAGAUGAACCUGGUUUUUUGCUCCAAGAUCUUAAAAUUUUAGUUGUGUCUCAUAACAUUCCGACAAGACUCUUCAUGCAGUGGUACACCUCUAUGAUCACUGUGCCAGUCAUGUAUCUGGAAGAUAUCACACAAUCACAAUCUAAAGAUGAGGUGGUUUCUGAAUGCCUCACCCUGGCACUCAAGCUGGGUGUGUAUCUCUUAAGGAAUGUUAAGGUGGGCACCAAAGGACCAGGAGAUACCCUGUACAACCUUGUGCCUGAACUUAUCCCCUCUGAAGAAAUAAUAAAGUAUCUGUGCAGAGCUGAAGGCUUUCUCACACCUGCAGAGUUUUUAAGACUGUAUAACAAGCCUAUUCAUGUAACAUUGGAUGCAGAAGUUGUGUGGCCUGCCCCCACACUGCUAUAG